This is a messenger RNA of Cooperia oncophora, 774 nucleotides long. The record is from the annotation of a GenBank genome assembly. NCBI's taxonomy places the organism in Eukaryota, Metazoa, Nematoda, Chromadorea, Rhabditida, Trichostrongylidae.
AUGUCUUUGCUCAUCAAAAACGGUACCAUUGUGAACGAGGACGAGAUGUGUCGUGCUGACAUACUUAUCGAAGAUGGAGUCAUCGCCGAAAUGGCUGCAAAAAUCACGCCUGAAAAUCCAGAUAUCCAAGUAAUAGAUGCGGAAGGAUUGUUUGUGAUGCCCGGUGGAAUUGAUCCUCACACUCACAUGCAGUUCCCAUUCAUGGGUACAGUUUCUAUGGAUGACUUCUUCUCUGGCACACGGGCUGCUCUAGCUGGUGGAACAACAAUGAUAAUUGACUUUGUGGUCCCCACGAAGGACACCACUCCAAUCGCAGCAUACCGUCAAUGGAGAGAGUGGGCAGAUCCCAAGGUAUGCUGUGAUUAUGGACUAUCCAUGGCCAUCACAAGCUGGAGUCCGAAAAUUGCAGAGGAAAUGGAAAUACUAACGAGACCAGAGUAUGGUAUUAACUCUUUCAAAUUUUUCUUGGCCUACAUGGGAACUUACAUGGUCCGUGAUGAGGAAUUCUAUCAAGCAAUGUUAAAAUGUUCCAAAAUUGGGGCACUAGCUCGAGUUCAUGCUGAGAACGGUUCCGUGAUCGCUGAAAGGGCGAAAAUGUUGCUGAAGAAAGGUAUCACUGGUCCAGAAGGUCAUCGUCAAAGUCGGCCAGAAGAGCUGGAAGCUGAGGCAACUAAUCGAGCUUGUACGAUGGCAUCGCAGGCCAAUUGUCCCCUCUACGUCGUCCAUGUGAUGUCGAAAGGAGCAGCAAAAGCCAUAGCGAAUCAUCGUGAACAA